Leptidea sinapis is the source of this 2891-nucleotide messenger RNA. Its product is annotated as transcription factor Adf-1-like. Bases 31 to 714 code for a protein of 227 amino acids. Gene Ontology annotation, molecular function: DNA binding. NCBI's taxonomy places the organism in Eukaryota, Metazoa, Arthropoda, Insecta, Lepidoptera, Pieridae. The transcript is spliced from 2 exons. Gene Ontology annotation, biological process: regulation of transcription by RNA polymerase II. Gene Ontology annotation, cellular component: transcription regulator complex; nucleus. The record is from RefSeq and is a predicted model, not a curated record.
UCCGUGGGCAACAGCGGUUGCGUUACUGUCAUGUCAUUCGAAAAUAUAUUAUCAAAAGUUAAAAGCCAUCCAGUGCUGUGGCUACCAACGCACAAAUUCUAUAAGAACAGGACUGUAAGAGGGAAAAUAUGGGGUGAUAUUGCAGAGGAACUUGGAAUGGACGAAAGAGUUCUGAAGAACCGUUACAAAUACUUAAAAGAUCAGUACAGGAAAGAACUUAAGAAGGUGAUGACGAACGUGGUAGCAGAGUCGCAUUGGCAGCACUUUGAUGAUCUAGAGUUCCUGAAAGAGGAACUGUUAACGGAUGAUGGUAGGCUUAAAUCGAAGGAGACAGAAUUGGAUGACGACCUAAGACAGGAACCAAAUAACAAAAGAGCGAGAAACGAUUCGACAUCAACGCCAGAAGGAUCUAGAUGUACAAACUCUCCAGAUAUGUGCAAGAAUAUAUCAUCGAAGUCAGAUUCUGAAAAACUGGUAAUGGUACUCAAUCGAUUGAACAGGAUCAAUAAGAAUUUGAAUACAGAAAUGCGAAAUGAUCCAGAUUAUAUGUUCCUAAUGAGUAUUCUACCGACGUUUAAGAAAUUAUCUGAAAUACAGAAGUUGAUGCUGAGGGGGAAGAUGAAUGAGUGGCUGUUAGAAGCGCUGACCCAGAACGAGAGUGAAGUUCCAGAACCUCCUAUAUUUCAAUGUAAAUAUGAGAUAGAGGAGGAUUGAACACGAGCACCAGAUUCUCAUGUUUUUUUAAAUGGCCUUAAUAUACAAUUUUGUGGUCAUAAUAUAACGUACGAUCUAUGAAUAUCAUAAUACUGAACUCAACAGCAGUACUAUAAUGGAAUUUGUCCUGCAAUUAAGAAUGCUAUAGUGUUAACAAUUACUUUGUAUUUUGAAAGAGCAUUUAAAAUGCGUGUAGGUCGUAAAGCAUUGUGUUAAAAUUCGUUUUAAUCACGUCUGCGUGUUCGUUAUAUUAUUUAGAUGGAUGAUAAGACUGAAGAUCGUAACUAUUACGUGGCAUUAGAUGCAGAGUCCUCCACGACUUCUCUAUGAGAGGAAAAAUGUUUUUAAAAUUAAUAAUGGCGCAUUUUUAACUUGCUGUUGCAAAUAGACAGUGACCUGACAUGAUAAAAAUGUUUUUUUUGAUGUAACUGCUAGAGUCUGUGACCGAAUAUUAAAACUUCAACACCAUCUGCCAUUUUAGUUUAAGUUUUUAUUUUUUUGAAAUUAAGGUAAGGUAACGCACAAAAGUAAAUGAAUACCGUAUUAAAACUGGAACUGAAAACGAAGAAAUAUUGGGAGGUUUGAUUAACAUUGGAUGUCUGUAAUCACGAGACGUAAUUUUAAUUUUGAUUUCCAGUAAUAUGGGUCCAAUAUUUUUAGUAAGUAAUAAAUAAGUAUGUAUGAAUGCUCAAAUAUUGUUAAAGUUUGAGUAAGUUAUUACCGGAUUGUGUAUGCGUUAUGUUAUUAGCAUCAACCAAAAUAAGUUUGUAAAGUUUAGAAAAAUACAUUUGUUUUGUAUUAAUUAAUUCAGCAAAGUUAAAUCCCCUAAAUUAGGUAUACCAUUGUGUAGAGGUUAUUACAAUAGAAUCUAGAAUAUUGUACUUUUUUUGCGUAGGCUAAAAUUAUUUUUUAUUUUUACUUAAAAGCAAUAAUUGCCAUAAUAUAUAUUAGGUAUUGUAAGUAAAAUAAAGAUUAAACGACAUUUUUAUAUUAACGGGAACUAACGGACAAUUGGCUUUGAUGAACUAGACCUUAAAAGAAAUGAGAAUCUAGAAACCAGAGGCCUUUAAAAUAUUAACCUUGCUGAUCUUCGAGGUUUUAUUUUAAUUAGAAAUAGUCGUAAGACGAGCAUGACUUUUCUGUUGGUAAUUACAAUAUAGUGCCGCUUAGGAUUUUUGAUUGAACUCAAAGUCACUUUGAGACCGCUUUGAUUAAAAUUCGCGGCAGAAAAUGACGUUGCUGGCCUGUACAGAAGCCUCCCCUUAUAUCAUUUAUACGUCUAGAUAGACUUUGACUGCUGUGAAAACGUCAGAAAAAUUGAGUUUAGAGGUAACCUAUAUUUUGAGCAAUUCACGCACACUAACACAAAGUGACAUACAAAUCGCAAGUGUAAGGCCGGGUUCCCAGUAUGCCGAACCGGCAGAUUUACCGGCUCGGUAAAACUGCCGGAAGAGCUAAUAGCUAAAGAAUAUAUAUGAAGCUGUUCACAUUAUGCCGCAUCCGGAAACGGCAUUUUACCGAGCGUUUUGUCACUGCGAAGUGCCGGUAAAACCACUGGACCGUAGUAAUGUGAACAGCUUCAUAUAUACCUAUUCUUUAGCCAAUAUUUUGAAGGCUAUGCUCAAGCUUUGAUAUUAAACAUAUUACUCUGGUUUUGUUAGCUUUCUUAUGGUAUUAGUGUGACUUAAAGGUCUUAGACAUAGCCCAAAUGAUUGCACGACGGGCAGAUGGCCGUUGGGACAGUAAAGUCCUCAAAAGGCGACUACGUACGGGAAGACGCAGUGUUGGUAGGCAAGAUAGAUCGACGACCUGGUCAAGAUCGCCGGAAAACGUUGGAUGAGGGCAGCGCAGGACCGAUCACCGUGGAAAUCUUUGGGGGAGGCCUUUGUCCAGCAGUGGAUGCCUUCCGGCUGAUGAUGAUGAAACGUCUUAGUUGCCAGUCAUAAAAUUAUUAAGCUUGGAAAGAUGACAAUAAAAUCAGACUUGUAAAAUUACGUAUUCAACUGCUACAGCUUUGUGGAUUUCUGAUCUAUUGUAUUGUUCGUGAGUUAUAUUAAGUAAUAAUAAUGUUAUUGUUCUAAGUUAAAAUAAAUAUUUUUAAUACACAUACAUUUAUAAAUAUUUUUAAUUCUAUCCAAUAUUAUACCAGUUUUGAUUAAUAAAUGGUUUGAAUUCAA